Bufo bufo (common toad) is the source of this 2415-nucleotide messenger RNA. Its product is annotated as zinc finger protein 501-like. The record is from RefSeq and is a predicted model, not a curated record. Gene Ontology annotation, biological process: regulation of transcription by RNA polymerase II. Lineage: Eukaryota; Metazoa; Chordata; Amphibia; Anura; Bufonidae. The coding region runs from base 34 to 1833 and encodes 599 amino acids. Gene Ontology annotation, cellular component: PcG protein complex; transcription regulator complex. The transcript is spliced from 6 exons. Gene Ontology annotation, molecular function: DNA-binding transcription factor activity, RNA polymerase II-specific; RNA polymerase II cis-regulatory region sequence-specific DNA binding.
CUGCUGAGCUCCGCCCUUUCCUGCUCUGGUCACAUGACAGUGACGUCACCGCAGGUCCUUCCUCUGUCAGUCCCCAUGGAGAAGCUGCCCCCGGCCGCCAUGAUGGAGGCUCCCCUCCCAGGUUCUGACUCCAGAAGGAGAAGUCCCCCCGAGAGAUGUCCCCGUCCACUGUAUUCCCAGGACUGUCCAGAGGAGAAGCCCCCAGAGAACCAUCAGGAUGAAAAUCUGAUGGAUAUUAAGGUUGAGGUUAAAGAUGAAGCAGAAGAGGAGAUGGAUUUAUGGGGCGAUCAGCAGGAUGGACUCAUAGAAGGAAAUCCCCCCGAGAGAUGUCCCCGUCCUCUGUAUUCCCAGGACUGUCCAGAGGAGAAGCUCCCAGAGAACCAUCAGAUGACAAAUCAUGGGGAAGAUCUGAUAUUAAAUAUUAAAGUGGAGGAUGAAGAAGAGCGGAUGAUGGGCGAUCCCCCGUGUAAGAGUGAGGUGGAGGAGGACAUUCCAGGAGAUGUGACCACAGGAAAUCCCAGUAAGAUCUCUGAGGGAAACGCCAUGUUAUCGCUAGACUAUAAAGAAGAUGAAGAUACCAUGCAGCGCUCUUCAGGAGAAAACCUCUUUACCUGUAAUAUACACCCAGGACCUUACAGUGCAGAUCUGUCAUAUAAUCCUCCUAACCAUGAGGAACCUUCUCCUGACCAAUCACAGAUUGUUACCACAAGGGCCAGGCAGAAAGGGGGAAAAAGGUUUCAGUGUGACGAAUGUGGAAAACAGUUUACAAAAAGCUUAAAUCUUAUUAGACACACAAGAAUUCACACAGGAGAGAAGCUGUAUUCAUGUUCAGUAUGUAAAAAGUGUUAUACAAAUGAAUCAGUGCUGGUACAACAUAAGAGAAAUCACACAGGAAAGAAGCCGUAUUCAUGUUCAGAAUGUGGGAAAUGCUUUACAUAUAAAUCAGAUCUUAUUAGACAUGAGAGAAGUCACACAGGAGAGAAACCAUAUUCAUGUUCAGAAUGUGGGAAAUGUUUUACAGAUAAAUCAGAUCUUAUUAGACAUGAGAGAAUUCAUACAGGAGAGAAGCCAUAUUCGUGUUCAGAAUGUCGGAAAUGUUUUAUAGAUAAAUCAGAUCUUGUUAAACAUCAAAGAAUUCACACAGGGGAAAAGCCAUAUUUGUGUUCAGAAUGUGGGAAAUGCUUUUCAAUUAAAUCAUAUCUUGUAAAACAUCAGAGAAUUCACACAGGAGAGAAGCCAUUUUCAUGUUUACAGUGUGAUAAAUGCUUUACACACAAAUCGCAACUUGUUAGACAUCACAUAAUUCACACAGGAGAGAAGCCGUAUUCAUGUUCAGAAUGUGGGAAACGCUUUACAGAUAAAGCAAAUGUUAUUAGACAUGGGAGACGUCACACAGGAGAGAAGGCUUAUUCAUGUUCACAAUGUGAGAAAUGUUUCAUACAUAAAACAGAUCUUGUACAACAUGAGAGAAUUCACACAGGAGAGAAGCCAUAUUCAUGUUCAGAAUGUGGGAAAUGCUUUACACACAAAUCAUAUCUUGUUAAACAUCAGAGAAUUCACACAGGGGAGAAGCCAUAUUCAUGUUCUGAAUGUGGGAAAUGCUUUACACACAAAUCAUAUCUUGUUAAACAUCAGAGAAUUCACACAGGGGAGAAGCCAUAUUCAUGUUCUGAAUGUGGGAAAUGCUUUACACACAAAUCACAACUUAUUAGACAUGACAUAAUUCACAAAGGAGAGAAGCCGUAUUCAUGUUCAGUAUGUAGGAGAAAUUUUAAAACUAAAUCAACUCUUGUGAAACAUGAGAGAAUUCACAAAAGAGAGAAUACAUUUUGAUGUUUUGUAUAUAAAUAAUGUUUUAGAAGGAACAUAGCAAAGAAACCAUAAUGCUGUUAAGAAUGUAGGAAAUGUUCUUUAUUCAGAAGAGCCUUGAGGAUGAAUUGUCCCCAUGAUUCUUGCUUCUUCUUACUAUAUUCAGAGCUACACUGCAGAGGGACAUAGUGUAAGGGGAAGGACUACCCAUAGAGAGUUUUAUGUAAUUGUGUUGUAAGGGUACUUUACAUACAUAAUUACUUACUGAGUGGUUCUGUUUCAUUUAAUUCUGUCCCCUUUAAUUUUAACUUCUAUAUGCUGUUUAAUGGUAUUCCUUGUAAUGUAGUGAGUAAGGGAUAGUUAGAUAACAUACACAACCCCCUGCUGUGCUGAGAAGGCCACAUUCUACCUCAGAGACCUAUGCACUGUGCACUGGACAUCCUUAGGAGGAUCAACUAAAAGGUGUAAACUUUGCUGCACACAGACAGUUAAUUGGAACUCCACUGAACAUCAUCCAGGUAGGAUGUUGUAGGUCUGUCUCUUGUAUCACCAUGGGGCGCCAGCCAUGUGCUACGACAACGCGACUGGAGUCCCCCACAUAUUGUA